AUGGCAGACGCUGCGGCUAGAGGUGCUGCUGCCCUCACAUCCUCAGACUUCUCUCUGGCUGUCUCCGAAUACACAAAAGCCCUGAUUGAAAUCCCCACCUCCCCGGACUUCUAUGUCCAAAGAUCCAUUGCCUUUACCCGCGUCAAACCCGCCCAGCAUGAGCUCGCCCUCAAAGACGCAGAUUUUGCUGUUGUUUGUGCUCACAAACGUGGCUCACGUGAGAAGAUUCAGGCUGCACAACAGCGACGCGUCGUCUCUCUCUACAAUGUUGGACAAUACUCAAAUGCAAAGUUCGUUUUGUCCACCAUGCUAGGCUGGAGACCUAAAGACAAUAAAGCCGCAAAGAUGGAAGGCGAUAUGUGGAGCGCAAAGAUUGAGUCAAAAUUGAACACACUCUCGGAACCACAGCAGGUCACAGCAAAAGAAUAUCCAAACAUCAAAAUCCCCACUGAAGCCGAAUUGAAGGCUCAACUCACAAGACAACUGAAAGCUGAUGGAUCUUAUAAUUACCCCGAAGACAUUUCCUCAGUCACGACUCAAUCUCAACUCUCAUCUACGGCCCCAGACACCAUGGCUCAAGGACAGUCAUUGGCCGCUUCACCCACCGCUACAGUCACAAAGCUCCGUCACGAAUGGUAUCAGGACAACCAGAACAUCACAUUGACCUUGUAUGUCAAAGGUGUUCCAAAAGACAAAACCGACGGGAUCGAGAUCAACAAUGACUCUGUUUACGUUUCACUUCCAAAUCCUUCCAACCCUGACUCAACCAUUCAAUUCUCACUUGCUCCAUUGUUCGCCCUCAUCGACUCAUCGCAGAGCAGAGCUACCAUUAUGUCAACGAAAAUUGAGAUCACUCUUAGGAAAGCAUCUCCUGGACUGAAGUGGCAUACCCUUGAAGGCACUGAGGUAUUGAAGACCUCACUUGACAAGAACGGGCUCCCCAGAUCAUCAAGUACAGCAGAGGCAGUACAGGCAGCAAGAGCUUUUGCAAGUCUCAGUCCUGCAGCAUCAGUCAUAAAACAAGAGAAAGCUCCAUCCUAUCCAACUUCAUCUCGAAAUGGUCCAAAGAAUUGGGAUAAACUCGCUGAUGACCUGCAUGCGAAGACAAAGGCUAAGAAAUCCAAAAUCAAGACCGAGUCCAAUUCUGGCGACGACAACGACAAGCAAGGAACGAAUUCUGCAGCGGGAUCCGAUGGUGAAGAUAUCGACUCAGACUUUGAUAAUGGUGAUGCUGUUGACGGAUUCUUCAAGAAACUCUACGCAGGAGCAGAUGACGAUACUCGCCGUGCAAUGAUGAAGUCCUUCUCCGAGAGCAAUGGCACCUCAUUGAGCACCAACUGGAGUGAAGUCGGAAAGGGCCGUGUCGAAGAAGUCAAGUCCAAGGACGACUAG
Messenger RNA from Exophiala bonariae, 1392 nucleotides. RefSeq lists its product as uncharacterized. Bases 1 to 1392 code for a protein of 463 amino acids. The record is from RefSeq and is a predicted model, not a curated record. Gene Ontology annotation, molecular function: protein-folding chaperone binding. NCBI's taxonomy places the organism in Eukaryota, Fungi, Ascomycota, Eurotiomycetes, Chaetothyriales, Herpotrichiellaceae. The transcript has a single exon.